This is a messenger RNA of Telopea speciosissima, 2177 nucleotides long. Its product is annotated as NAD-dependent malic enzyme 59 kDa isoform, mitochondrial-like. Gene Ontology annotation, biological process: pyruvate metabolic process; malate metabolic process. The transcript is spliced from 19 exons. The coding region runs from base 102 to 1913 and encodes 603 amino acids. Gene Ontology annotation, cellular component: mitochondrion. NCBI's taxonomy places the organism in Eukaryota, Viridiplantae, Streptophyta, Magnoliopsida, Proteales, Proteaceae. The record is from RefSeq and is a predicted model, not a curated record. Gene Ontology annotation, molecular function: malate dehydrogenase (decarboxylating) (NAD+) activity; NAD binding.
CUAAAUGCGUAGCAGAUAAAAGACGCUUGAUUGUUCUUAGUCUUCGUUCUUGAGUUUAUUGUUACGUUAUUCUAAGUUCUUGAUUUAUUGCGCUCAAGAAGAUGUGGAAACUAGCUCGAGCUGCAACAUCAAAUCUGCGGCAAACCAGGCGAUUCUCGGCAGCGAUUCCGGCUCCUUGCAUAGUCCACAAGCGCGGGACAGAUAUUCUUCAUGAUCCGUGGUUUAAUAAGGAUACUGGUUUCCCUUUGACAGAAAGAGAUAGACUUGGGCUUCGCGGUCUCCUUCCACCACGUGUCAUAUCUUUUGAGCAGCAAUAUGAACGUUUCAUGGAGUCAUAUAGAUCGCUGGAGAAAAAUACCUGCGGUCAACCAACUGACAUUGUAUCUUUGGCUAAAUGGAGAAUCCUGAACAGACUGCAUGACAGGAAUGAGACAUUAUACUAUAGAGUUCUUAUCGAUAAUAUUGAACAUUUUGCUCCAAUAAUAUACACUCCAACAGUGGGAUUGGUUUGCCAAAAUUAUUGUGGCUUGUUUAGACGUCCACGCGGCAUGUAUUUCAGUGCAAAAGAUAAAGGAGAGAUGAUGUCAAUGAUUUAUAAUUGGCCAGCUCAACAGGUAGAUAUGAUAGUGCUGACAGAUGGCAGUCGUAUUCUCGGCCUGGGAGACCUUGGAGUUCAGGGAAUUGGAAUACCCAUUGGGAAACUUGAUAUUUAUGUUGCUGCUGCUGGCAUCAACCCGCAGAGAAUACUCCCAGUCAUGCUAGAUGUUGGUACCAACAAUGAAAAGCUUCUUCAAGAUAAACUUUAUUUAGGUUUACGAGAACCAAGGUUGGAAGGUGAAGAGUAUCUUAGCAUUGUUGAUGAAUUGAUGGAGGCAUUUCAUAGACGUUGGCCUAAGGCUAUUGUACAGUUUGAAGAUUUUCAAAUGAAGUGGGCUUUCGAAACUCUGGAAAGAUAUCGUCACAGAUUUUGCAUGUUCAAUGAUGACAUACAGGGAACUGCUGGUGUUGCACUGGCGGGACUACUUGGUGCCGUUAGAGCACAGGGUCGACCACUGAAUGAUUUUGUGAAGCAAAAAAUAGUUGUUGUGGGAGCUGGAAGUGCAGGAAUAGGUGUUCUGAAAACGGCCAAGCAGGCUGUUUCAAGAAUGAUGGGAAACAGUGAGAUGGAAAACUCUCAGUUCUGGCUACUCGAUAAAUAUGGCCUUCUGACAAAAGAGAGAAAAAAUAUUGAUCCAGCUGCUGCACCUUUUGCUAGAGGUUUUGGUCCUGGUGAGAUUGAAGGACUAAGGGAGGGGGCUAGUCUCCUUGAAGUGGUCAAGAAGGUCAAGCCCCAUGUGCUUCUAGGUCUCUCUGGGGUUGGUGGUAUCUUCAAUGAGGAGGUUCUAAAAGCCAUGCGAGAGUCAGAUUCCCCCAGGCCUGCAAUAUUUGCAAUGUCAAACCCUACACUGAAUGCUGAAUGCACACCCACUGAUGCAUUCAAGUAUGCCGGAGACAACAUAGUUUUUGCUAGCGGGAGCCCUUUUGAAAAUGUUCAUCUUGGGAAUGGAAAAGUAGGCCAUGUUAAUCAGGCAAAUAACAUGUAUUUGUUUCCGGGGAUUGGUCUGGGAGCUCUUCUUUCAGGUGCUCGUUUUAUUUCAGAUGGGAUGCUUCAGGCAGCUGCUGAAUGUCUUGCAUCCUAUAUAACCGACGAAGAAAUCCAAAAGGGCAUCUUAUAUCCUUCUAUUUCAAGUAUUAGGCAUAUUACAACAGAGGUUGGAGCUGCUGUUAUCCGAGCAGCUGUUGAUGAAGAACUUGCUGAAGGGCAUGGUGAUGUGGGGCCCAGGGAGCUCAUGCACAUGUCAAAGGAGAAGACUGUUGAAUACCUCUCUCGCAAUAUGUGGUUCCCUAUUUACAGCCCUCUUGUUCAUGAAUAAUAAGUCUUCUAGUUCUUCAAAUCUUCUGCAGGCUAGUUUCAGGGACCUAAUAUCUUCAUAUUUUACCUUUGGAAUUAUCUUUCUUGAUGGCACAUUCGGCUGAAGUCAUUCAAAAUAUUUAAGAGAAUGGAGAUGAGUGGUACUACCAUGAUCACUUGCUUUUUGUUCUUACCAAUCAUGUCUGCACCCUUUGGUGGGUGACGUUUUGAAUUUCUUUAUGUACAUAUUUUCACAUUCAUCUCUAUGAAGUAUUCCAAAAUUUUC